Anneissia japonica is the source of this 465-nucleotide messenger RNA. RefSeq lists its product as uncharacterized. The record is from RefSeq and is a predicted model, not a curated record. The transcript has 2 exons. The coding region runs from base 133 to 465 and encodes 110 amino acids. Lineage: Eukaryota; Metazoa; Echinodermata; Crinoidea; Comatulida; Comatulidae.
AUUAACUUUUUUUUCCUACCCGUUUGGUAAGCCGCUAAGUCUCAGUGGUUACGGUAUAAACGUUGCCAUAUCUGUGCUACCAACAGUUUUAAAGGCAAAUAAAUUAAAUACUAGAUUAUCAAAGUAUUAACGAUGAAUUCAAGUGAAGCUUGUCUGUAUUCAUCAGGACGAAGAGCGCAGAAAGCAUCAGUUAAGUAUUUUAUGCCAGAUAUCAGUAUUAAUGAAAGCGAGAAAGUUCUUGAUAUAGGUUGUGGUAGUGGAGAUUUAAUUUAUGAGAUAGGGACCCGUGCUUAUAGUGCCAUAGGUAUUGAUAUUUCAAAAGAUAUGAUCGACGUUGCAAGACAAAAAUAUCAACGCUCAAACGUGACGUAUGAAAUUGCAGACGCUAAAAACUUUGUCGAAACUUUCCAAAGUGGAAGGGUACAUUUGAUAAAGUUGUUUCAGUCCAUGCUUUACACUGGGUAG